This is a messenger RNA of Paramuricea clavata, 5250 nucleotides long. The record is from the annotation of a GenBank genome assembly. Lineage: Eukaryota; Metazoa; Cnidaria; Anthozoa; Malacalcyonacea; Plexauridae.
CUUUGUGCCGUGGACACAUUUUCUUGGUCCCCUGAAACUCAAGAGGAGAUUCUUGCGGAAUGGAAUGAUUGGCAACACGAUGAAACGGCUUCGACAGAACCAGGUGUGUGUUGUGAUGAAUGUGGUCGCGUAUUUACGCGUUCGGACAACCUGAACCGACAUAUGAAAUCUCACAGUGACAAAAACCACGAGUGUUCGCGUUGUCGCAAAAAGUUUAAUCGAAAGGUAUGUAAUUUACAGGGAUAUAUUUCAAAACAUAUUAAAACAUUUUGAGCUAAUAGUAUUUAUAUGAUUUCAAGGAUGCUUUGAACCGACACAUGAAAACUCACAGUGACAAAGAUCACGAGUGUUCGCGUUGCCACAAAACGUUUAAUCGGAAGGUACGUAAUUUACAGGGAUAUAUUUCAAAACAUGGUAAAGUAUUUUGAGCUAAUAAUAUCUACUUAUAUUAUUUCAAGGAUGCUUUGAACCGGUAUGUGAGAAUGCACGAACAACGAAGAGCCCAAAGGGAAUAUACUUGCAAUAUCUGCGGUGAGGUGUUCCGCAAUAUAUUCCCCUUACAAGCCCAUCAACACGAUGUCCAUCAAGUUGGUCGUGGGAAGCGUACGAAGUUGCCGACCCGGCGAGCAAAAAGGCAAAGAACUGAUGAACCAGGUAUGUAUAAAUGAAAAUAUUUUGAUUACUAACUUUUUAUUUAUACAGAUAUUUUCUCUCUUUUAAGAACCUACAAGAUCUUCGACACGCGUUAACGAAGGUAAGCAUUUGCAUGCGUGUUUUCCGUUGCUAUGAUUGUUAAACACCACUAAUACAUUUUUUUUUUCCUUUUUAGGUGCUUCUACGUCUGCUGUCGUCAACGAAGGUAUGAAAUUCAAAUUUUUAUACCGCAUAUAGUAUAUUGAUUGUGGUGAUUUGAUGUGUAUGUUGACAAUGUUAAUUACUCGCAACCUCGGUUUUAAAACAUUGCCUGGAGAAAGACUUUGAAAUCCUAACAUUUAAGAAAGAAAGACUUUGAAAUCCUAACGUUUACAUUUGAAAAAUAUUUUCAUGCUGUUUUCAUGUUGUUUCACUGAUGUUUGUGUUUUGAAAACCUGAUAAAAAUAAUGAGUAAUUUUAAGCAUGGGUUUAUAGUGUGGAAUGCUCCUAAUUAUUCGUGCUAGACUUCAUGGUCAUUUGAUUUAGAACUAUUAAUUUAUGUCAUUGUACGAGUAUUUAUCAUUUAGUAACAUUCGCUAGCGUUUAGUCUAGGCUAAAAUAAUCGAGUAUUGUGUAGGUUUAUUAUGUUGCCCUGUGAAAUUUGCAUGAUCCUAAUUAUGUUAGACUUAUGUUGAUUUUUUAUGAAUCGGGUGUUUGUAUGACAAAAUUAGUGCGGAGCUCUAGACAAAAAUAAAGAAUCGGGUGUUAUUUCUAUAGGACCCCAACCGUUCCCUCAAGAUCCCCUAUUACCCCCAUCUAACCUUCCUUCCCAACUCCACCGAGAGCAUUGGCGUGCUAUACGUACGCGACAAAGCCGAGGCAAUCGAGUGCAAGACUGGUAUAAUUAUCGUUUGAGCUCGUUGAAUAUGGGUCAACUUGUGAACGAUAUAGACCGUAUAUUUGAAGAUCAGUCGACCGUCUUUAAAUUGAAUCUAUCCUUUGGCUUUGUUUUGUUUAACAACGAAACGGAGCAGAUGCAAUAUCACCACCCCUCAGCUAACAACAACCGUGUCUUCGACUCCCCAUUCCAGAUUAAUAACCGCGACGAUUUGGUUCAAGUGCGUACAGCGUUGGAAAACAUCGACAUUCAUGAAUGGGCCAACAAACAACGGCCCAACUCGAAAUGGAUUGUCAUGGAUAUUACCAACGUUACCUUCUACGUCACCAAACUUCGAGACCAUCCCAUCGGACGUUCUGUGCGUCUACCCAAAUACGUGUUGGAGAAUCCUGCCAUUGUGUCGCUCGACUGUGAUAAAAACACUGGCUUGCCAUACGAAGACAAACUAUGCUUCUUUCGUUGUUUGGCCCUACACCGUGGAUGUCAUUCCAAAAAUUUAGAACGUGAUACUCAGCAUUUUUAUGAACAAUAUGACGAUAGUGACGAUUUUGACGGUGUGACACUCGAAGAGCUCCCAGAGUUGGAAAAGUUAUUCGAGUUGAACAUUUACGUCUAUCGCCUUACAGAGUUACAUGACGAAGAUGACGCCACGACCUCCUUUGUGGCUCAACUCAUACAGCGCUCCCAUCGUAGAUAUGCCAAUUCGAUGUAUCUGAACCUCUACGGUAGUCACUUCAGCUACAUUAAGAACUUGGCGAUGUAUUCCAAGUCUUACUGUUGUUCCAAGUGUGACAAGAUGUGGAAAACAGCGAGAGCCUUAAACCGACACGAGCGAACCUGCGAGGCGACAGUUCGUCACAUUUUCCUGGCGGAGUCUAUAAAGUUCCACAAUCUAUCUUCGACUUGUUGGCCGAUGAAGGUAUCGAGAUCCCUGAAGACCUCAAGUACUUCCCUUAUCGCGCCACCUUUGACUUUGAAUGUUAUUUCAAACGUGAAACCGAACAUCCACGAAAUACAGCAAAGUUGACGUGGGAAGCUGAACAUAUCCCCUUGAGUGUCUCUGUAUGUUCGAACGUCCCUGGUUAUGAUCAACCCAAAUGCUUCGUCUCGUCUGGCAGUACAAGUGAAAUGAUCCAACAGUUCGUGGAAUAUUUGGUAAAAAUUAGUCAAGAAAGUUAUGUCUUGUUGUUGGAUCUGUUUGCGGAUGUGUUUCGUCAAAUUGAGGAACGAGUUAAUCAGGUAUAAUUCACACGUAUUAGUAUAUUUCAUAUCCUUAAUAUUUUUUUCUUAUAUCUUUAGGCGAGUGAAAACGAGGAGGUAGAUGAGGUAAAUGGUGAAAUCCUUAUUUCUUAUACUGUUGAACUUAUACCAUGUUUCUUCUAUUUUAGCCAAAUUCAGAGGAGCAGCUGGCAGAAUGUCCGAUGGGGUUGGAUAACGAGGUAAACUAUAUAUUUGGUCUAUUAGAUGUUUAUAAUAUUCGUACUUAUUAUGCUGUAUAUUUUUAGGAGAGGGAAGUGAGUGAUGGCGAAGUGGUUGGGGACGAAGUGAAUGAGGACGAAGCAGAAAAAACCCACCCACUGGAAAAGUUGGUCGAGAAGUUGGAACUUUACUUGAUGGAACUUCCUGUGAUCGGCUUCAUCUCGGGCAAGUACGAUAUAAAUGCUGCUAAGAACCCAUUCUUCUCUUACCUAGUGAAACACGAGCAAGUUAAGUUUGUGAUAAAGAGAAACAACAAUCAUAUGUGUCUUAAGACGCAACACUUAAAGUUUCUCGAUAUCACAAACUACUUGGCCCCCGGUUUCAGUUACGAACAGUUCCUCAAAGCGUACGAGUGCUCCCAGACAAAAGGCUACUUCCCUUACGAGUGGGUUGAUUCCCUUGGAAAGUUGAACAACCCAACCCUACCACCACGCGAAACCUUCCAUUCCAAUCUGUCCGGAACCGAUAUCACCGAGGAACAGUAUGAGUAUUGCGAGCGUGUAUGGAACGAACAGAAUAUGAAAACUUUCCGUGACUUUCUCGUGUGGUACAAUAACUUAGAUGUCGUACCUUUCCUCGAGGCUGUCCAGAAAAUGAGCAAUUUCUGGCAAGAAAGAAACAUUGACAUGUUUAAGGAUGGAGUAAGUGUGCCUGGCUUAACUAUGAAAUACUUGUUUUCAAACAUUCCAGACACCUACUUCUCCUUGUUCAGCGACAAGGACAAAGAUAUGUACUAUACCAUGAAAGACAAUAACGUAGGGGGCCCAAGUAUUAUCUUUAACAGGUACCAUGAGGAAGGGAAAACAUCAAUACGGAAGGAAGAAAUGCGAGCCAAAGGAAAAGAAUCGAAACCCUGUAAGAAUGUGGUUGGAUACGAUGCCAAUGCACUGUACCUCUGGGCCAUCAUGCAGAAUAUGCCGACGGGGCAGUACACAAGACGGUUAGAGGAAGAUGGGUUUAAGAAACGGUGGAGUGGAAAAAUGGCAAUAGAGUGUUUGGAGUGGAAAGCGAACCAGCGGAGAAUACAGAUCAGACACGAGUACAACAACACGGAGAAAAGAAUUGGCACUCGUCGUCUCCCUGUUGACGGUUUUCACGCUGAAUCACAAACGGUUUUUCAGUUUCAUGGUAAGUUGAAAUUAGUUAAGAUUAAUUAGCUAGGAUUAAGUUAAUUGUGUGGGAGUAAGUUGAUGAGUUUUUAGCGAUUGCGUGGGUCUGCAGGAUAAUUUAUUUUUUCUUUUGUAGGAUCUUUAAUAGUAUACUUUAUUCUACUAGGAUGUUAUUGGCAUGGCCACAACUGCCAACUUAACGAAGGUAAAGAAGUCAACGAGAAGCGUGAUAAGCCCAUGAAAGAACUCCUUGAAGAGACAAAAAGAAACAGUGCCUAUAUCACGAAGCAGGGAUUCAAUCUCGUUGAAUGUUGGGAAUGUGAGUGGCGAGAUAUGAAGAAACGAAACAGCGCGCUGCAACGAUUCAUCGCCACCCAUCUGCGUCGACCACUGGAUAAAUUGAAAACCAUGACCAAACAGUCCAUUAUCAACGCAGUGAAGAAUGAUAAACUAUUUGGAUGUGUGGAGUGUGAUAUACACGUACCUGAGAGUUUGCGAGAAUACUUCAAAGAGAUGUGCCCCAUCUUCAAGAAUACCGAAAUACGUCGAGAAGACAUCGGUGAGUUCAUGAAGAGCUAUGCCGAAGAAAACAACAUCAUGCCCCGACCUCGGCGGAGUCUCAUUGGAAGUAUGAUCGGAAAGAAGAUAAUGUUGGCAACUCCUCUUCUAAAAUGGUACUUAGAACAUGGUUUAGAGGUACGUUUUAAAUAUUAAAAACUUGUAAAAUUGCAGGAGAAAUUUUUUUUAACAAAUUGUAUUAUCGUUUUAGGUAACACACGUCUACCAGAUAGUCGAGUAUACCCCUAAGCCAUGCUUCAAACCUUUCGGUGACGCUGUAUCGGAUGCUCGUCGUGCUGGUGAUGCAGACCCCUCCAAAGCCAUCAUCGCGGACACGAUGAAAUUGGUCGGGAAUAGGUGAGUUUUAAAAUCACGCUGUUGUGACGUAUUCAAGAAAUACUCAUUUUUGUAUUUCUAUACAGCUCAUACGGGAAGACCAUCACCAACAAAGAGCGUCAUCGCAAGGUGGAUUACUGCAACGAUGAUGAGGUUUCUGAAUUAAUCAACUCACCAUUCUACCGCCAAAUGAACGUGAUCGACGAUGACACCUACGAAGUGGAAAGUGCUAAGAAG